Vitrella brassicaformis is the source of this 951-nucleotide messenger RNA. Lineage: Eukaryota; Vitrellaceae. The record is from the annotation of a GenBank genome assembly.
CCGACUUGCAUUACUCACAUUCAUACAUUCAGGGGGGUGUGGUGUGCACUGCACGACGGACGGCACCAAGACAGAACACGACAAACGUGUUUUUCUGUUUGUUUGUGCUACUAGUGAGUGAGUAUACACAGAUAGACAGACACGCCGACGACUCCAUGCAUUGAUCCGUCCUCGUCCUUCUUCUACGUACGAACGUACGCACAGCCCAUCCACCCACCGUGGGGUGCAGUGCAGCAGAGCUGUGCUGUCACUUCUCUAGGUUCCACCGCCACCUGACGUGCUUGUGCUGAAUCUUCUGUCGGAACCAAGCACACACAGCACACAGGGAGGGAGGGAGGGAGGCACACCACACCAGAGGGGUAAGAUCAGAUCUUGGUUUGCUGGACUGGAUAUGUGUGUCACAUCCAUCACAAACACACGUCCAUCCGUCCGUCCGUACGUUCCAUCUGGAGGGCGGUUCGCAGUGUAGAAAGACCCUUCCCCGUUCGAUGCCCGCCGCCUCCAGCUCCCGCUGCACCAACUCAUGCAUCUCCUUGUAACUCUUGCCCUCGAACAACGGCGAACACAGCAGGCCCUGCAAUGAGAUGCACACCGACAAACACACAUACACACAUACACAUCAAGCAGGGAGGGAGGGAGGGAGCCCUCUGCAAUUAGUGCAAUGGGUUAAUUAAGCUGUUCGUGUGUGCCAAGCUUGUGGGUGGGUGGCCGGCGGCUCCCUCACGCACGUAGAAGUGUUUGUCGUAGACAUAGUUGCCCACAGUGUAGUCAUUCUUGAUGGCGAAGUGUACUGGCUGCAUCUUUUGGUAGACGGUGCGCUUGAUGGUGUCCAGGUUGGGCGUCGGCCCGGCAGCAAACUUGUGAGCAUGACGCACACGUCCGCAGCACACGGGCGCCAGCUGCCUUGCACUCUGCAUCUCAAUCAGCCGCCAUCACAGCGCGACGUCUUCC